This is a messenger RNA of Amyelois transitella, 12501 nucleotides long. RefSeq names its product hrp65 protein (gene Psf). Gene Ontology annotation, molecular function: RNA binding. The coding region runs from base 194 to 2251 and encodes 685 amino acids. The transcript has 14 exons. The record is from RefSeq and is a predicted model, not a curated record. NCBI's taxonomy places the organism in Eukaryota, Metazoa, Arthropoda, Insecta, Lepidoptera, Pyralidae. Gene Ontology annotation, biological process: regulation of DNA-templated transcription. Gene Ontology annotation, cellular component: nucleus.
GCGUCACCGGGCCUGCCGCCAUUUUGCAUGCCACCAUUCUUUUCUUAUUGUGUCCCCGUUUUGCGUUGUAAAAUUGCGUGCGUGAACCGGGUGAAUUUUUAGAUACAUACAUAUAUAAUUCGCUUAAUUAGCGCACAAGAAAUUUUACAUCUUUAAGAUAUCAGCUAAAGUGGUAUUAUUUCUGUUUUCCAGAAUGCAAAUGCAAGCUAUGAAUCAAUACAAUAGAGGUUUUGGCGGACCGCCGCAACCUCAAAGGCAAGGUGGUCGACGCGGUAAUAAUCGUGGAGGUUUCCGUGGAAAUUCUAGAUUUGAACACAACCAGAACCAGAGGAAUCAAAAUCAGGGUCAAGGAGGUCAACGACCUAAUAAUGAGAUCAAACAGAAUCAACCUGCUGCAAAGCCCCAGCAGCAACAAGGUCAACAACAAAACCAGCAACAGCCCCAGCAACAGAAACCGGCAGCCCAACAACAACAGACUAAGCCUCAACAACAAAACCAACCACAGAAGCCGGAGACUCCCACUCAGAAACCGUCACCACAGCAACAGAAAACAACUCCGCCUCAACAGCAACAAGCCAAGCCUGCUCAGAAUGCAACGGAGUCCCAGGACAAGGUUGACAGAGCUGCUCCAGAGACAAAGAAUCAGAAUCAAAACCAAAAUCAAGGCAACCAGAACCAACAGCAAAGGAACAUGAAUGGGAGCUUUGGAGGUCCCAAUAAGCAAGGAGGCUGGAACCAAGGUGGGCCCGGUAACAAACCUGGCGGAAACUUCAACCAAGGCCCGGGUGGUCCAGGCAACAAACAGGGUGGUAACUUUAACCAGGGUGGUCCCGGGAACAAGCCCGGUGGUAACAACUUUAACCAAGGUCAAGGUGGCCCUGGUAAUAAACCUGGUGGCAACAACAUCAACCAAGGCAACAGGCCUUUUGGACCGAAGCAAGGUGGCGGUCCAGGCGGACCAGGUGGUCCACCGCGCAACCAACAGCAACAGAGAGGUGGACGAGGACCUAUGCAUGGCAAUUUGGAUGGCCUGAAACCUGCGCAGAGAGAAGAAGUAAUGCUAGCAAAUAAGCUGAAGGAUUUAGUGGGGCCACUGCUGGACUUGCCCCCAAUUGAUCAGACCGAAGUGAAAUUUAAUGGCAGGAGCCGUCUGUACAUCGGGAACCUUACCAAUGAUGUGACCGAAGAAGAAAUCCUGGCAUUGUUUGCUCCCUUUGGUGAGACAUCGGAGUUGUUCCUCAACAAAGAGAAGAAUUUUGGAUUUAUUAAAAUGGAUUUUAGAGUAAGCGCAGAAAAAGCAAAGCGUGAGCUUGACGGCCAGAUGAGAAACGGUAGAACAUUGAGAGUGAGAUUCGCCCCGCACAACAGCGCUAUCCGAGUCAAGAACCUACCUCCGUUUGUGUCUAACGAAUUGUUGUACCGAGCCUUUGAGAUAUUCGGGAAAAUUGAGAGAGCCUAUGUGAAGGUUGACGAUAGAGGAAAGACUCUUGGCGAAGGCGUUGUUGAAUACGCGCGAAAACCUAGCGCAUUGGCCGCCAUUAGGAAUUGCACGGAAAAAUGUUUCUUCCUAACUUCAUCCCUUCGUCCAGUUAUUGUCGAGAGCUUCGAGGAGCCUGAUGAGUUUGACGGUUACCCUGAGAAGAACUUGCCCAAGAAGCAUCCGGAGUUCCUGAAGGCCCGUGAGCUUGGCCCACGGUUCUCGGAGUUGAGCAGUUUCGAGCACGAGUACGGCACCAGAUGGAAGCAGCUGCAUGAGCUGCACCGCCAGAAGGAAGAAACCCUCAAGAAGGAGCUCGCCGCGGAGGAGGAGAAACUCGAAGCUCAGAUGGAAUAUGCCAAAUACGAGCACGAGACGGAGCUGCUGCGCGAGCAGCUCCGGCAGCGCGAGCAGGACCGCGAGCGGCAGAAGCGCAGCUGGGAGCUGGCGUCGCGCGCGGCCGACGAGCGCCGCGACUGCGAGCGCGCGCAGCUGCUGCGGCAGGAGGAGGAGCUGGCCGCGCGCAUGCGGCUGCAGGACGACGAGCUGCGGCGGCGGCAGCAGGAGAACACGCUGUUUGUGCAGGCCCAGCGAUUGAACUCAAUGCUGGAUCGUCAAGAGCAGGGCAUGUUCGACCAACAGCAGCCAAUGGAUGGAGGCUUCAGAGAGCAGUUCGACAUGCCGCGUGGAGGCUUUGAUGACAUGCCGCAGGGCCGCGGUUGGGAUGGGCCGCGCCAAAUGGACGAUUUUCCUAACAAACGUCGUCGUUUCUAAACCACUAUCUUGUGAAGAGGAAUAGUGAAGUUCACUUAGGUGGCUCACUGACUUGAUCAGCGAAUGCAGUCGUUAGUUAGGGUUAAAUAUAGGGAGGAAUGUCUAUAUGAAAACGUGGAAACGCAUCUUAAAUCCGGAUAUCUUAAGUAUUUUAUUAUUGACCCAAAUUGUCAUUUCAUAUUUUAACCCCCAAUAUUUAACCUAACUGAGGACGUCAUUCUGGCGAAUAGCCGUUUAUAAAAAUAUAAUUUACAUUUCUAUCAAAUACGUAGGUUAAAUAUCGUAAGUUAUAUUUAUAGCUAAGAACAUUUUUUUUGCCCGCCAACGUGAUAAAACGGUGAAUGAAACCUUCGUUUUACACCAGUAUUAAAAAAAUACUUUUCAGCACUAAUACGAGUAUUGUAAAAAAAAAUUGCGUGAUCAUUUGAAACGUUUUUAUUCAAUGAAUUGUAAUCACGUUUCGUUUAAUAUCUCUCAUUUUUAAAUGUAGAAAUAGAUAUAGAAAUCUUGUAGAAGUCGUCACAAUAUGGUUAUAUUUGACGCUUCUUUCGUUUAAUAAUAACACGCGAUACUUUAUAAAAUGAAACUUGUGGUAAAGUACACUUCAGUUUUAAUUUCAUAGAUUAAUAGAUAUUUUUAAAUGCGGGAAAAAAAUAAUUCGUUGUUUGUCUAUUCCUUAAAAUGACAGAGCAGUGAAUAGGUUUACGUGAUGCCAGAAUUGAAUUUUUAAAAAUCGAAGAUUGUGUUUGAUGCUACGUGAAUGAAUGUGAACAUUAUUUAAUAUUUUAAAAAAUAAGUAUUUAGAUAAUAAAUGAGACUUUAUCAAGUAAAAUGUUUUUAAAUUUAUCAGAUACCUUUUAUUCAGAAGAAUUUCACGUUUUAUUUUGUCCGGAACUAAAGAAGUAAUGUAUAUUACAAUCAGUGAUAUCCGAAAAGAAAUCUCAGUAAUUGCAUUACAAAAUGAAGGUAAAUGCAAACAUCUUUUCAAUUUGAAUUAAAUUGAACAAAAUAUAACCCGGGUACAAUUCAGGUUCAUAAAAAUGGUAUGGUCAUUGGUUACUUUACCAAUAUAUAUUUUUUAAUUACUUAUAAUAUUAACCGUUGAAUGGUUCUAUUUUAUUUACUGCAUCAUAUGUAGUAAAAUAUAAACCUUCUCAAAAUGAAAGGUACUUAAAAGUCUUAAUGACAUUUUUCAUGUCUGUUUUACCUGCAUUUUCAGUCUGAAAAUUCAGAGACACAGGUUUGACAAUAUUAUAGAUUCAUCAUUGAGAUGUUGUGUUUCGUCGGAAUAUAUUAACAAUAUCGUGUUAGUACAUAUGAUCCUUGAGAUUAUGAGUAUUAUGGGACCGCUUUAUCUCUUCAUCAAUAAUUCCUUCAUUAAUAAAAUUAAAUUUGUGAAGUUAACGUUAAUAUGUUGGGUUGUUGAGCUUGGAAACCAAAAAAGGGUAAUGCAAUCAAGACUACGCUGUGACGAGAAGAGUGUGAUGGUAUUCUUUUAGUUCGUGUAAGUUAAAAAAUCAUAAUCAUACACUCAAGCAAGGAAGUGGUCAUUUCAUGGCGUGACCAUGACCAUUCUCAGAAUUAUCCCAAAAAAUAAUUUUAACCCCAAUAAUACAUACCAUGUUAUUUAGUCAACGGUCCAAAAGCCUUGCUCAAAAACACGUUUUAAAUUUUGGACAUUGUUGUCAUGAAGCAUCAUUAUUCUAUUCUAAUAUGUACUAUGAUUGCGAAAGCUACACUGUUAUUUUUUACGGUUAAACCGUAAAAUUGUUCACCAUAGUCGUGAAAUCAGGAACUUAAAAAUCUUAUAUUUUUUUGACGUUUUGUAUUUAUAACAAAACACGCGGACGAUCCCGCGGGCAAAAUACCUAACUAUUUAUUCUAAAAUUAUGGUGAGUACAAUGGUGAGAUAAGAAAAAAAAACAUCAUCAAAAAUUUGAUUAAUUAAUAUGAAUUGAUCAACAAAAAGUAGACUAACGAUAGAUUACUGCAUGUAACACAAUUAUACUAAUUUAUUACUCAUAUUUAUUUAGGCGACUCGGAACGGUCUUAGAUUUUUUUUAAUUGCCUCCAUAUGAUAUUCUGUGGCACUUUCAAUAUUAAUCAGAUCUAAGACCGUCGCCAAGAUGCAAAGUAGAUUCAUUUUCACCAACAAUUUGUUCAUAAUUAUUUUAAUACUAAUUAUUUCAAAAGCUCAAUUUGCUUGCUUUUAAAUAUUUUUUCUUUCAUAUAAUAUAUUAUUUUCAUUGCUUUUGACAUGCUUUCAUAUUGCAUGCCUUUAUUAUAUCAUCAACAUAAGCCAACGAGAAAGGACCUGUUGCUCAAGUUUUGUGAAUAUGUAUUACCAUAUAGCUUAUUUUGGAAAUAUUGAUUUAUCUGUUUAUCGUAUUUUUAUGAUUUCAAAGUAUUUUAAGUAAUUGGCCAUAAUUUGUUGCCGCUAUUAUCAAUCUGUUUCAUUAAUUUUUAUAGGUGCAAAGUUAGGUAGUAUACGUUGCUUUUUUUGUUUCGCUUUAGAUACUUUCUUUUUUAUUUUUGUUAAGUUAACAGUUCUGAUAAUGUCGACCGACUAUUAUAUCUAUACAUAAAUUUUUUUAUUUAUGUAUCUGUGGGUUACAAAUUUUCGGUCAACCUACGGUCGGUUUAUGCAACUCGGCGAUAUAACCAGAGUGAACAAACUAGACUUUUUAGUGUCCCCAAUGCAGGUGAAAUUAUUCGACCUAAAUUGUAGGACAAUUACCUGGGAAUCAGUUAGCCGGGGUGGACGACGGGUUAUAUUUUUACAAUUUUUUCAGCAUCUACUGGAAUUUGAUCAAAAACACUUAUUAGGAAUAAACCCUUCGCUUUAAAGCAAAAUUAAUUAUUUUAAGUCUUAUCUGAAAGCUCUAUAUUUAGUAAAAUCGUUCAGUGGUCAGUCACUUUUUCUUUUUUUGCAGAUGGGUACUAACUUAAACUUACCGUCACAUACCUAUCAGAUUCUUUAUUUGUAAAUACAACUAAUAAUAAUUCCUUGAUACUAUCAACUGAUAACAGUCUAAGCUACGAAAAUUGAUAGCUUUUUAAAUUGAUGAAAAUGCAUGUGUGGGGCGGGAAUUCCGAUAAAAAUUGUAAUUUUUUGACGAAUAUCGAUUAUAGCUUUAUGAAUAUUGUAACGUAUUUUUCCUGGGGGAGACUCAGGUACAACCAUAGAGGCUUCGACCUCUAUUUGCACAUAUCAUCUCUAUUACCAAAUAAGUAAGAAGACAUUUAUUUACGUUUCCAGCACACAUAAAAAAAAGUUCUAAUUUUUUUUGUAUUGUAAAAUUAUAUUAUUGAAUAAAUUGUAAAUACUUUUGUUUUAUAAGCUUUUCGAGGUUAACAAUUCCAUUACUUCUUUUUUAGUAAAUGUGGAUAAAUAAAUGUUUUCGUUAAAUCAUCAUUAUAAUUUUAUCAAUAGUGACGGCAACAGCAUUUAUGGAUCUUGUUUAUACUAACGAGGUUUACUGUGGCUGUUUCUACGUGUAAAACAUGUGUUAAGUGUGACCAAAACAAAACACGGCAACUAACUAAUUAAGGCUGAGCUGACUGUAAAACUGGUACAGGGCCGGCCUUGUCGAACUCUUAAGGACCAAAUUUCGAAUGUCUUAAAAAUGGGAGACGCAUGAAAAGAGAAAUGAGUGUGAAGGAAGCGGGAGAGGUCUGUAAGGAUCGUAGCAAGUGAAAAUCCUUAGUCUCUGUCUACCCAAAUGAGAGACAGGCGUGAUGGUAUGUAUGUAUGCAAAACUAAACACAUUUCGGGGUUAUUGGUUGCGACGUCUAAUUCGCUUUAGAUCCUAUAAGGAUGUACGAUACACAACACGUUACUUUAAAUUUACAUUGGGGAAAGCAUCGUGAGGAAACCUGCACAUUCAUGUAACGAUGUGUUACCAUGAUCAAAUUUGGGUAGGUUCCAAUGCAAAGGUUGCGGAGGUCAGACGGGAGUCGCUUCUUGUAAAAACCUUUCUUACCCAAAAUGAAAAGGCGUGUCCUGGGCUCCUCUCCAGAGAGGCGAGGACACGACCGGGACUAAAGCUAGGAGAAUUCAGAUAAUUUCUUUAUUUGCCAUGUGUUUUUGUUUUGGUCAUGUUUUCAUCAACACGAGGUUAAGAUGGUGACAAUGAUGGUAAGAUUUUUGUUCAGCAACACUUUAUUUUAAUGUAGCUAAGUUGCUAUAUUAAUUUUAAAAAAGUUAAAAGUAUUUAUUCAACGAACACCAUAACACAAAAAAUUAAACAAAAAUUAAAGUAGAAUUGUACAUUAUGUAGUAAGAUGGUGUCCCGGAAAGGGUGCCUCCUCAGUAUAAUGCUUAGUUAUACAAAGCAAUCUCGGAAAUUAUCCGGACUUAAUACGAGUAUACCUAUUAACAUUAUGAACAGCUUUUGUAUCAGUCGAGAUCCAAAGUUAAAGACUUGCCGACGAUAAAGGAGAUUAAAAAAAACAGUUUUGCAACGCUAAAUGUUAAAUAUUUUAUUUUUCAUCAUUAUUUGUAGAUUUAUUACAAUCUUGGGAGUCAUUCUAAUAAUCCACACGUUUUAAGGACAAAGCAUUGAAGCUGUCCGGUGUCUUUAAGAAUAAUUUUUCACAUGAUUUCUUUCUACAAUUAUGUAAAUGUAAAACCGACUGCACACUCCAGUAAUCAGAUCAAACGUGCCGCAAGGGUACGACUUUAUGCAAAAGCGGUUAUUGGUAAAAACUAGUGACUACUAGUUUUCACUACUUACUAGUUUAAACUAGUAGUCACUAGUUUUUACCAAUAACCGCUUUUACAAUUUACCCAAUUUGCGUCUGUAAAUUGGGACUCUCUUAGCGGGUAAAGUAUCUUCAAUGGUGUCUUUGGUAAGCGUAACGAAGCUACGAGUAUUAGUGAUAAGGCGUGCAUCAUACAUGCACCCUUUAUUAUGAAAAGGAGCUAUGACUCAAAAAUAUACGGGGCAAAUCUAUGCCAGUGAUUAUUGUAAUUACUUAAGUCCGAUUCCCCGAGUAAUAUGUUAUGCCGAGUGUUUGGCAGAGAAUAAAUUCUUAUUACUGCCAAGUUUCAUUGGGAAAUGGAAAAUCAAUUUCUAAGUUAGCUUUAUUCAUACAUUUAUAUUUUCUUUACUUUCUUUGUGUCAAAUUUACUUCAAAUUUCCAACGCUACGUAGCUGCUAUGCGUUGUCUUGUCUGUCAGUCAAUCAUUUAUAUUUACGUUUUUAAGUGACGUAAAAGUGACUAAACUGCCACAGAUAUGUCGAAAAUGAUAAUUUAUAUCGUAGAACCCAAAGCCGACAAAUGUGUAUGAAGAAAGGUCUGAAUGUGGAUGAAGCGAAAGAAUUAUGCAGGGAUCGUGACAAGUAGAAAGAUGUAGUCUCUGCCUUAACCUCUGGGAUAGAGGCGUGAUAUUAUGUAUGUACGUAUUUUAUAGUAGUAUCAAUUAGAAAUAGACUAUUCGUGUACAUAAAAAAGACAUGACAAACAGACAAUUUAUAUUUUAAAAUAGAUUUGACCUCCAUCUGCCUGGCGGUAAACAAGACGAGGCCUAAUUUUAAUGGAUCAUAUAUUUAAAGAAAGAAAGAGAGCGUAUUAUGUUCAGUGCUACCCUCAUGAAAUAAAAAUAUUCUUAAACGGCCGAGUGCUGUUUUAAAGAAUUUUUAUUUUUGAGGGCAGCACUGAAAAUGGUACUCUCUCGAAUUAUAUUUAUUGUACUAAAAUACUUGUAAGGGUUUGUCUGACCAUUACUAAAAUAUGUCUUAUUGGGGUUGUAAAUCCAACCCUCUCGGGCGAUUAAACUCUCGCUGCAACUCAAUUUCUUAAUGCAACGAAUCACAAGAUUAUAUGCCGUUUCUUAUUUAGUUUACAGAAAUGAUAUCGCAACAUUUUUGUUUUUAAGUUUCUGGUAACUAGCCUGAAAGAAAACAACUGAACCUAUAUUUUUUUAGAGCAUUGUCUUGUAAUGCAGUGUAGAUUUAUUUUGCUGAAAGCCAUAAACUUAUAACAUAUUUCCUAGUUUAACAGACUACAGUCCUCAUGUUGUCCAAAAAAUGUUUCAUUAUGCCAUUUGAUUUGUUCCUCAAUAUUACUAAUAUUACUCAGUUACUGUUAAAAUUCACACAAUUAAGUAGUCAUCAUUUAUGGGAUUUUACAUUACAUCAAGGACUCUAAAUCAUAAUUCAAGAAAUGACUACAAAAAUGCUUCCAACUUUCGACAGAGGAUAGUUUUUUUUUACAGGCAAAAAAGGAGAACGCCAUCUUUGUUGAACGAUCAACAGCAACUAAAUGAUUCCUGAUAUUCAUUUAUCGAUUUGUAGUCAACAAGUCAGGGAAAAAGGGGAGGGGAAGGGAUGUAGACAGAUCGAUGUGUGUGAACGCCUGAUUACUGUUUUGAAAAUCUAUAGCAAGUAAUUACACAUUGCAUAGUAUCGACAGUAAUGUAUGUAUUGGGUAGGGGGGGAAACCAGUCGUAAAUGGUAAACAGUACUUGUCCAGAGUAACAGGUGAAGUUAAGCCUUUAAUGGAUUCGUAAACCGACUUCUUAGACGGCCGCGGGUGGAAAUUGUCUGUUGAAGGAACUUGUUCUACUGGACUUCCAUCUUUGGUCAGUUCUCUUCGACCUCUAGCCCACCAGAUUUUUUACCUGGCCAUAUUGGCCGGACAAUCUUAUUCUUAUGAUAGUUCUAUAGAAUUAACAAGCUUUUAAAAUACUAUCACUUUGGGUAGCUUUAUCCUAUUUGAAGAUGACAUCAUAGGACUUACUCUUGUUUGUCUUUAUCUGCUUUCUCGAUAUACAUAUUGUCAAAGUCAAAUAUCCUUUGUGGUUCUAGCAAAAUGAUUCACAAUAUUUGAAUAUUUUUGAGGCUAUGAGAGAACAUUAAUGUAAUUGUUACCGUUGAAUUUAAAAAUCGCCGUCAAUUCAUCAUUCGAAUCCAAGAAUUCCUCUGAACUUUCUAUUAAUGUUCUUUUUUCAAUAUCAUACUCGUGAAAUUAAUAAUCUUUAAUAUUUCAGCUCGAUCCCCACAACACAAAAGUUGUGUCUUCCUGAAUUGGCUUUCUGUCCAUUAACAGAUGUUUAUCUAAUGUUCUUCUUAAGCUACCAAUGCAGUGCAGACAAUAUUUGUUGGAGUUAGUACGACGCUUCUCAUAUGAGGCUUCAGAGCAAGAAGUGUGCCAACUUCUGAAUCAAAUAUUUCGACACAGCAGAAACUCCCCACGCAUUCUUUAGAUAAAACAUCAGAUCUUUCGUAUAAAAUUUCGCUGUGCUUUACGCCUUGAGCAACUUAGUUGAGCAGCAGUGGUUUCAACGUUUGUUCAUCUCCACAGUUUUCCAUUCUUGUGGCCCAUAAUUUCUUUGGUUUUCUCAUCAAUAAUUUAUUUUUCUAAUCAUUGAUUCAUUGACCUUUUCUUUGAAACCAAAUUAGGAUUGAACGUGCUAGAAGAUUAUACAGCCAUCGAGAAGUCACCACCAUAACCUUUAUUUCCUUCAAGAAGGAUUGAACUUAUAUCUAAAUGCAUAUCUUCGACAUUAACCGAGUGGUAAGUUGUAAUUUAACAAAGGAACCGAUUAAUCGUAUGACUUUAUUUCAAUUAUUAUUUUGAAGUUAACUAUUGUUAUUCCCCAGGUAUAUUCGGAAAUAAGUGUUUUUAAUUUUUACAUUUAUUUUACUGAAAUUUUAUGAAAUACAUCAGAUAUUUUUUUAUCAUUUAGGUCAUUAUGAUAGACUUUUUCAAACAGUUGUCUUCGUCAAAUCUACACGCAAAAUUUCAGCAAAAUUCAUCGGCUUUACAUUGAGAACUAUGUCAGUCUAAUUAUUCUCUUUUGAGUUUUGUCGAAUGUUUUCAAAUCUCUGAUGUUUUAAGUGAGUCUUACUUUAGUAAUCCUUAUAUUCUACAUAUUUUUUUUUUAGGAAAUAGGGAUAGCAUUAUUUUACUAUUUUUUUUUUAAUAUCUUUAGUAUUUCCUAAUAGGUCGUUCAGGAACAACUACCUUCCAAUUUAUCUCAUCGAGCUAUAUUAGAGAAAAUGUCAAUUUUAUAGAAAAUAAAAAUCUUAAAAUUUAUCUUAUCAUUGUCAAUAUAAGUAUCAUUGAAUUAAUUUUCUAUUUCUGUCUACGCGUAUUGGUUAUUUCUUGAUCCAUGUUGGUAGGAACGGAUUUAACACGAACAAAUCGACAUUUAAUCAAAUUUUUAAUUGCGUCAAUUCUUUUAUUUGAAGCCUACUCUGAAUCCGACGCAAUCUAAGUUUUAUUUUCCGAAUAUACCUUGUGUAUUGAAUAAGUUUUAUAACGUUUUUAACUUCUAGGUGUUGUGAAAAAUCUGCAAAUGUUUGGAAAACCUUAAUAGAUAUUAGUAUACUAAGAUUUGAAAAAGAAGUGCCGGAGAAAUUUUAGGAACUACGGAACAGUUGGAACACUAUCUUCUAAUUUAUCUGUGAAAAGUGACUGACUUUGUUUUUCAUCUGUUUCUUCAGAUACUUUUGCCAAAUAACAUAUUGUGAUCUGAAUGAAAUUCAACUCAUAACGAAUUCCAAAACUUCGAAAUGGAGCACUUCUUAAUAAGAUAGGCACUGGAGAAAACUUUGAAUCGUAUAGUUUACGUCCGUCCUGCCUGUUCCUGUGAAAUUUUGGAAUAUACUCUAAAAGUGUUCAUCUUCAUUUGUUGAGGAAUUUUCAGCUUCUAUAUUUUGCAUAUCAGCUGUAUAUCACACACUUAGUUAUAGAGUAUUACAUUGAUUGAUUAAUAACAUAAAUAUUGUGACAAUGACAAAUUAUAGAAGAUUUAACAUAUUGUGCCGAAUCCCACAUAAAAGUCUUAAUAUAGCAGUGAAGACGUUAAGCUAACUUUUAAAAAUAAUCUAUAUUUAUUUCUCAAUACAGUGGAAACUAAGAUCGUGCAGUUUAGCGAAAACAGAUGGACACAGAACACAAGAAGAAUCAUUGUGUGUAAACGAGAGAAUAUUUUUAUAGCGUCCUAACAUGUGCAUGUUCCCAAAGAUAAACUUAACUUUUUCUACGAAUUCAAAAGUAUCUCGUAAUGGGAACUCUUUCAAUAAACCUUAAAAUUUGAGGCUGAUUAAUAAGUUUGUAUUGAUUGUACAUAUCGUCAUUUACGAACAUAAUGGGUAAGGUCCUUAAGCAGUAAUUAAGGCUCUUAUUAAAUUAGAUUGGGAUUCAAACUGCGCAGACGCUCAAUUAGCUUUGAAGGUGCGUUUUAUAUCGCAUAUUAUACUUGUACGGAAUUAGUAUACUAAUAUCUAUAGAUACAAUUAUGAAACCUUAUGAUUCUCUUAUAUAUAGUAUCUGAAACAUAAUUCACACUUAUUAAGAUUUUUGUUAUAUAGGUCCACUAAUAUCAGACUUCAUCUAUUCUAUAUUAAUUUUCAAAAUUUUAUUAAAUAAUUGCUAAAAGAGACAAUGUUCAAGAAAAAUAAAUGAUUUUCGAACCCAAUUUUGCAUAUACCAUUUCCCGUCUAAUUAACAUUUUUAUACUAUAAAGUACAAAAGUCUUGAGAAUAUUAUUACUAUUGCCAACGAUAAUAAUUUGUGAUAACUAAUCGUUUGUUUGUUGUGUUCACAGGUUUCCGUUUUUAGCUAGAGGAGCGCCUAUUUCAUGAAGGGCUUUUCUUGGCAAAUGGCACAGUUUAACCUCUGGCACAUCGCGACGCCACCAUUUUAGGAAAUUCGGCAGCAUCCACUUCUUAAAAUCUAACUGCAGACUCUUCUUAGCUCAAUAGGUUCAAAGUCUAUGAUUUCGAUUCAAUAUUUAAUUAUACUUAUUUGAUCAAGAGUGAUAUUUUGCAAAUAAGACUCACUCGUAACCGGGAAACGAAUUGUAUCCGGUAUAUCGCUAAUCGUUUUGAUUUUUAUGUCAAUUUAAAAUAAUUGAUCAAGCUAUAAACCAUUUCAAUAAUUCAGAAUCAUUAUAGAUUAAUAAUUGAAUGAUUGUAACUUGUCCAUGUAAAUUUUGCUGUAUAAAAAUAAAAAUUAAUCACAAUUACACUUAAAUACAUAUUAAGACAAUAAGCUUGUUAUUAAGGACUAUAAUAUUUCUCUGUGAGUCAUUAGUAUUGAAACAUUAACUGGUCGGAUCAAUAUUCAGAUAUAACGUUGUCAAUUUUCAUUAGUAAUCGCUAUUGUCUUCGCUCUAAGGAAUGUUUGUGAGGUAAAAGUGAACUGACGAAGGAAGGAAUUCGGAUGGGAUAACCUGUAAAAUAAUUGUAGUCUUUUUUGUAAAUACUUUUAUACGUUAAUAAUACUGUUUUUGUAAA